Molecule: messenger RNA, 282 nt
Organism: Aspergillus nidulans FGSC A4
Lineage: Eukaryota; Fungi; Ascomycota; Eurotiomycetes; Eurotiales; Aspergillaceae
Exons: 3
Coding region: 1-282 (93 amino acids)
Biological process (GO): nucleoside metabolic process
Molecular function (GO): catalytic activity
Source: RefSeq, a predicted model, not a curated record
AUGACCGCCUUUUUUCAGACACAAUACGAACAUCCCACAGAUGCAGCCUCUUGCGAUACUGGCGCACUGUCCAUUGAGAUGGAAGCCGCGGGGUUGAUGCAAGACUUCCCUUGUAUUGUGAUCCGGGGUAUUUGUGACUACGCCGAUUCACAUAAAAACAAGCAGUGGCAGGGAUAUGCCGCAUUGGUGGCUGCUUCCUAUGCAAAGGAGCUGCUUAGUUGCAUCCCUCGCGGUCAGGUCUUACAGGAGAAGCUGGCGGCUGACAUCUCGACAAUCAAUUAG